AUGUUUUCCACAGCUAGUAUCCGCUGCUCCGCCUCGUUAACUCAGUCGAGUCUGCCAAACAGGAAGUGUUUUUACAUUGUUUACUUUCCCUCCUUUAGUUCUCAGAAGAGUCCUGUGGAGAGCAGAGCAUCAGAUCGUCUUCUCAGGAACUCUGGACAGAAGGGAUCCAAAGAAGAUGGGGAACAAUGUGGAACAUCAGAGGACUUCAGCGCCCUCUCUUCUGCUCGCUCUCCAGCCGACAGCAACCACGAGGAGGACGACAACGAGGUAGAAGAAGAAGAAGAAGAGGAGUGGAAACCAGACAAAGAGGAGAAAGAGGAGAAAGUGGACUCUUCAGAGAUAACAAAGAGAAAAAGAGUCAAAGAUUCAGGAGUCAAAUCAAAGAGAAGGAAACAGAUCAAGUCAUCUGUGAAGGUAGCGAGUGAUAGCAGCGGUGUUCCUGUGUCGUGUAAAGUGUGCAGAGCUCUGAGCGGCUCAGAGAACAUGUUGAUCAAACACUCGUGGAGUCACGUGGAGGAUCCAGAGAGACUGUGUGGAGUCUGUGGAGAACAGUCAGAGACUCCAGAGGAGCUGAGGACUCAUCUGAAGAGUCACAAGAAAACAUUCAGCUGUGACGUCUGUGGGAAGAACUUCCUGUCUGUGGUGGGUUUUCAGAGACAUGCCGUCCUUCACACGGGAGAGAAACCGUACGAGUGUGACGUCUGCCUGAAGAAAUAUGCGUCAAAAAACACUUUGAGGAAUCAUCGACUGGUUCACGUGGAGGAGAAACCACACAGAUGUGACGUCUGUGAUAAAACGUUUGUGUUCAAACAGCAGCUGAGGACUCACGCUGUGAGCCACACAGGUGAGAAGCCGUACACCUGCGACCUGUGCGGGAAGUCCGUGAGUGACCUCCGAUCUUUAUCUCUACACAAGACGAUCCACUCAGGAGAGAAACAUCACAGCUGUCCUGUGUGUGGGAAGAGUUUUUUCACUCGUAGAAAAGUGAAAGAACACGAGAAAAUUCACACAGAGAGAGCAUCAACGCACCUCUGUCACGUCUGCUGCACAAUGUUCCCGACGCGAGGUCAGCUGAAAGGUCACAUGACGACGCACGGUGACGAGAAGGUCACGUGCAGCGUGUGCGGGAAGGGGCUGUCGUCCAAAGGAACUCUGAGGAGACACAGGAUAACCCACAGUGGAGAGAGACCAUACCAGUGCUCCCAGUGCGGACUCUCGUUAAACGAUCGCCGCCAUCUUAGAAUCCAUGAAAAGAUCCACUCGGGCGUCAAAACCGUACGUGUGUCAGGUGUGUGGGAAUGCGUUCCUGCGCAGCUCGUACCUGAUAGUUCACAUGAGGACCCACAGCGGAGAGAAACCGUACGAGUGCACCGUGUGUGA
Molecule: messenger RNA, 1380 nt
Organism: Labrus bergylta (ballan wrasse)
Lineage: Eukaryota; Metazoa; Chordata; Actinopteri; Labriformes; Labridae
Source: RefSeq, a predicted model, not a curated record